GGAAGAGAUUAGGGCUAUUUGAAGAGCCGAUGUGGACGAUGUAUUGUAACGGGAGGAAAUGUGGGUAUGCAACAUCGAGGUUAUGUACGGAUUCCGAUUGGCAUGUGUUGAGUACGGUGCAGAGUGUUUCCGUCGGCGCCGGAGUAAUUCCGGUGGUGGAUGAUGGCCGGAAAAUUAGUGCGGCGGAAGGUGAGUUGUUGUAUAUGAGAGCGAAAUUUGAACGAGUUGUAGGGAGUCGUGACUCGGAAGCUUUUUAUAUGAUGAAUCCGGAUGGUAAUGGAGGACCUGAACUCAGUAUUUUUCUUCUUAGAAUAUGAAAAAUAGAAAAAAAAAAUUGAUAUGGAAAUUAAAGAAGAGAAAAAGUUGAAAUGAUAAUAUUUAUAAUGUUUUUUGUUUUUGAGUAUUUUGAAUUUAUAGUGUGUUUAAUUAGGUAUA
Molecule: messenger RNA, 435 nt
Organism: Solanum tuberosum (potato)
Lineage: Eukaryota; Viridiplantae; Streptophyta; Magnoliopsida; Solanales; Solanaceae
Product: protein MIZU-KUSSEI 1-like
Exons: 1
Coding region: 30-317 (95 amino acids)
Biological process (GO): hydrotropism
Source: RefSeq, a predicted model, not a curated record